AUGGCUAAAGAAAUGAGCGGCAAAUUGAAAUGUACUUUGGGCAAGCAGCCUUCUGUUUUGCGUGAUCUCAGCCAAAAACUGAGCAGGGGCUUCAAUGAUGCAAUAAACAGUUUCAGUGAUGAUGGCUGGUCAUUGGUUGACUAUGAUGCUGCUGAAGAUUUGAUAAUUUGUGUUAAUUCAACCAAGAAAUUUGGCACCGAUUCAAAUUAUAAUGAUGCCCUUCCAUUGUCUGGGGGAAUCCUUUGUGUGAAAUCCUCCAUGGUGCUUCAAUUCCUGAGGGAGCAUCGCACUGAGUGGGCAGACUUUAGAGUUGAUGCACAUUCUGCUGCAUUGUUGAAAGCUGGCUCCUGUGCAUUUUCAGGGCCGGGCUCUAGUCAUUUUUCUGACACUGGCAUGCUGCUUGGGCUCACUGUUAAUAAUGAUGAGAUAUUGGAAAUAAUUCGUCUCGAAGACCAUGCUCUCCACCGAAAAGAUGCUUUCCUACAAAAUAUUUACCUAUUGCAGCUAUGUAAUGGAGUGGAAGAGAAUUCUGUGGGAGUUUGCUCAGAACUAAUUUUUGCGCCAAUUGAGGAAAGGCUCCCACAUGAUGCUGUGCUACUAUCCUCUGGAUUUCGGAUCUUAUCGUUGGGUUCAAGCAGAGUGAGUGAGAAAUAUUCUAUUCUCUGUUCCAUAUCUUCUGCUUCAAAAUUGGCAAGAUGCUAG
Molecule: messenger RNA, 702 nt
Organism: Ilex paraguariensis (yerba mate)
Lineage: Eukaryota; Viridiplantae; Streptophyta; Magnoliopsida; Aquifoliales; Aquifoliaceae
Source: the annotation of a GenBank genome assembly